This is a messenger RNA of Notodromas monacha, 2659 nucleotides long. NCBI's taxonomy places the organism in Eukaryota, Metazoa, Arthropoda, Ostracoda, Podocopida, Cyprididae. The record is from the annotation of a GenBank genome assembly.
AGAAGUUGAAAAAAAAAACGAGAAACAUGAAGGGCGCAGCAACGACGCUUUUCGGCAUAAUUGCGCUUCUCGGGUCUUCUCUGACAACGGCUCAACAAUCCCAAAGCAGUUCAUCAUCCCCGAGCAAAAUCGACAAUUCCUGGCUUUUCCACUCAAUGACCCAAAUGGCCAUCGACACCCACCGCACAAUCGUCACCGGCAACACAAUUCGUUCCUGCAAUUCAUCAUCAUCUUCGUCGUCAAGUGCCGACAUCAAGCGAGACACCAACGUCGUCUUCUCGCCCCUCAGCAUCAGUUCCGCCCUCUCAACCCUUUUUGUUGGGUCUUGGGGUCAAACGAACGAACAACUGAGAGCCGGACUGAAUUAUCCGUCGUCGGAUUCGUUGCCGGAAGCAGAUAUUCACACUACUUACAAGGCCAACUUGGACGCUUUGUUGGCGCCCAACCGCGGCAUUGACAUCAACUACUCGAAUUCGUUGUUUGGUGGAGCUGGGCUCAGCGUCAUCCUCUAUUUCUAUCAGGAUGUCCAAAGUUACUACAAGACAGCGAUUCGCGGAGUUGACUUCCUCAACAAACCCACACAAGCUAUGAAUGAGAUCAACCGAUGGGUGAAGGAGCAAACCAAGGGCAAAAUCACCAACAUUCUCACUUCCCCACCUUCUCCUGAAACCAAGUUGGCCAUCGCAAAUGCCAUUCAUUUCAAGGGUGCUUGGCAAUCCCAGUUUGCCGAGGAAGACACCAAAACCGAAGAAUUCUUCGUCACUGACAAAGACGUCGUUCAGGUACCCAUGAUGACGCAGACCAUGGAAAUCCCUCAAGUUCGCGACGACGAGUUGCAACUCCAAAUGAUCGCCCUGCCUUACAAGCAAGCCGAGUUCGCCCUCUACAUAGUCCUACCAACGAACCCCGGCCUGGACGCCCUCCAAGACAUCGAAUCCCGCAUCACGGAACAAUCCAUCGAUUCCCUCAUCCGUCGCAUGAAAACCACGUCGAUGCGAGUCUCGGUCCCCCGAUUCAACCUCAGCUGGAAAUCCGACCUGGUGUCAGUCCUGUCCCGCCUCGGGGUCUGCGACGCGUUUUCUCCGUCGUCGGCGGAUUUCCGUCGACUCGCCGUCGAAGACGGACUCUACAUGUCCUUGUUGUUGCACCAGGCCGAGAUGGAGGUGAAUGAAAAGGGCACCGAGGCGGCUGCCGCCACCGUGGGCACCAUUUCCAAGAGUCAGCCCAGGGUGUUCAAAGCGAAUCAUCCCUUCAUGUUUUUCAUAAGGGACAAUCGCACGGGACUGCCGUUGUUUUGGGGACGAGUCGCGCGUCCGACGACAACCGCUUGAAAUACUUGCAAUUUGAAAAAUUUUUUUUUUUUCGGGGAGAGUUUACGAUGGAAUUGAAAAAAAAUAUCUACGUGCAACAUUUUACGAACGCAAGUGACGUGACAUGACGUGACGUGAUUGAUUUCAUUCGUAAAUUCGUUCAGGGGACCUCUUUUGUACUGUAUUCAGAAAGCGGAAGGGGUUUAAAUAACGGCUUUCCAAAGAGUGCUACUUACGAAGUUUUCUCAUGCAGGCUUUUCCUCGUUCGAUUCGCUUCACAAAAGAUUUAUUGAAUUUGAAUAAACGCACGAUUUUUGGGAUGAAAUAUCCAAGUAUACGGUAUUGUGAUAAAUUCUCUACAAAAAUAAAAUAUACUGUACAAUGAUUUUCCUCAAGACGAUAGCAUAUACAAAUCCCGUUCAAAAUCCUCAUUUCCGUUUUCGACUUGUUAUUGGCUUACAAAAAAUGCAUUAUGGAAUUUUGGUGUCAUAAAAAGAAUAUAUUUCUUUUUACAACUUCGGUAGGACAUUUUCUCAGGCUUUCCAGUAGAUUCAAGCAACUUGACGUGACAGAGAAGACUUGGUUCAAAAUUAUGGAAAAAUUCGAUUUACAACAAAAUGUGUGAAAUACUCCAUAACCUUUGCAAUACACUUUUGACCGAUCCACAAAAUGUAUUGAAUUCCGCCACUAUGGUUUUAAUGAAAACCUUGAAUCGAAUGAUUCUUUGAAGUUUCUUUUUCGUUAAAAAAUUUCGAAGUUCUUGAGUUAUUUCUUCGCUCGCGUCGUAUCCAAAUGGAAACAACCAUUAUCCGACUUUUGAAGGCCUUUCUUAUGAGCUUAUAAAAAAUUCAUUUUCUUCAACGUCGAUAUUCCUAACGGUUUUCGAUACAGCUUUGGUUAAUUCGAAAAUUUAUAAAUGAAUCGAGAGACGUUUUAGCCUCACUUUGGAAAGAUCAUUCUUUCCGCGAUGCGUCAAAAAUUAAAAAUAUAUUUCUCUGCAAAAAAUGACUUCACAAUUCAAGGGCAAUUCCUCCAAAUGAAAAUGAGCAUCAAAAAGCCGUCCACGUUCUAAAAUCCCUGUUCUUCUUGCUCUGACAAGCUGUAUGAAAAUGUAAUGGCUCAAACACGUUAACCUGAUAUCAGAUAAAAAUAUUUGUCUGCAUAAUGUAUCAUGCCAACCAAAUGGCCUGAAUUUGAAUUUUAAAAUAAUCAUUAAAAACUUCCAAGAAAAAAACAAGAAUUUUCCCUUCAGUGAACAUCGUUUUCGUCUCUCGUAAAAUUUGGAUUUUAUCCACUACAUAAAGCGAUUCACUUCAUUGUCUUCACAUCGAGAAUUCUGCAAACGUGAG